This is a messenger RNA of Vigna angularis (adzuki bean), 1808 nucleotides long. RefSeq names its product heat stress transcription factor A-3. Gene Ontology annotation, biological process: regulation of transcription by RNA polymerase II. The record is from RefSeq and is a predicted model, not a curated record. Lineage: Eukaryota; Viridiplantae; Streptophyta; Magnoliopsida; Fabales; Fabaceae. The transcript has 2 exons. Gene Ontology annotation, cellular component: nucleus. Gene Ontology annotation, molecular function: RNA polymerase II cis-regulatory region sequence-specific DNA binding; DNA-binding transcription factor activity. The coding region runs from base 77 to 1558 and encodes 493 amino acids.
CCUUUCCACCCUUUAUAAACCACUCACCCUUCUUACUCUUUCUAUUUUCACUUCAACCAUUUUCCCACCACAAACUAUGAACCCAAGACAACAAAGUCAUCCUCAACUUGUACCAGAGGCACCAAUUGGCUUCUCCACCACUCUCUUGCGUUCUCCUGAAGCAUUCCCAUCAUGCUCUUUUCCUCGUUACACUUCAGCUUCUCUUCCACCACCUGACAUUGCUCUUUCUGCCUCUCUCCCUUCCUCUUCCUCUCAACCACAGUCUUCCACUCCUUCUCCUUCUUCCAAGUUCCCUUCAUCAACAUCAGAGUUUGAGAAGGUAAUUACUUUGCCGCAUCCCCUUGAAUCUUUACAAGGGAAUCCGGUCCCGGCAUUCUUAUCCAAGACUUUCGACCUCGUUGACGAUCCAUCAUUGGAUCCGAUCAUAUCAUGGUCCUCCGCUGGUGUUAGUUUCGUGGUGUGGGAUCCUACCCUGUUUGCAAUACAUGUCUUGCCCAGGAAUUUCAAGCAUAACAAUUUCUCCAGUUUUGUUCGCCAGUUAAAUACUUAUGGAUUCCGCAAGAUUGACUCUGAUAAGUGGGAGUUUUAUAAUGAAGCUUUUCAGCGAGGGAAGAGAUAUCUUCUGAAGAACAUCCAAAGGCGCAGGAAUCCUCAUCCCCAUCAAGUUGGUAGGCAUAUCGUGCAUUGGUCUGAUGCAGGUAAGGCUGGGCUUGAAUUUGAUAUAGAAAGACUAGGGAAGGAGAGGAGUGUGUUAAUGCAAGAGGUAGUUGAGUUGAGGCAACAGCAGAGAACAACACUUCACCGUGCUAGACAAGUGAAUCAGAGGCUCCAAUCUGCAGAGGUGAUACACAAACAGAUGCUUUCUUUCCUGGCAAGGUUACUUGAAAACCCUGCGUUGUUAACAUGCCUUCAGCAUGAGAAAGAACAAAGAGAUGUAGAAUCUCCUAAAGUGAGAAGGAGGUUUGUCAAGCAGCACCAAGAACGAACAGGAAUAUCAGAUUUUUUGAAGGAAGGACAGAUUGUAAGUUACCAACCUGAUUGGAGAAAUGUAACCAUCUCUUCCAAAAUACCAGAAAUGUGUCCAACUUCCCUUGGAGGGUGUUCAAAUUAUCUUUCACAUGAUUUGGCAAAAGAAUUGAGUGAAGGUGCUGAGAAUCUGGUGUCAGAUGGAUUGGCCCCCUUGCACGAGGUUAUGCCAACUUCUGACACCAUUGGGUUAAAGUCAUCAAGCUUUGGACUUGAAGAUACCCUUUUGAAAGGGAAAACUGUCAUGAGCUCAAAUCAAGAAGAUCUUCUUGCAGAGGAGAUUGUUUCUUUCCCAGAGGAUUUGACUAAUGAGGCUGGAUUUCCAGAGUUUUCACCUCUAGUUGAAACAGAAAGCAUUAUCAAGCCAGAAGAUAAAUGGAACACCAGCUUUCAUUUCAGUGGCGCUCCCCCAGCUACCAACCAUGAAGGACAAGAAUUUAGAUUCAUUAGUGGUAUGUCAGACAUCUGGGAUACUUGUUCACUGUGGGCAACACAGAGUUUCCGAACUGAUGAUCCAGCACUGGAUGAAUGAGAAAGUCUUGCUGAUCAGUGAUCAUUCAGAAAACAUAAUAGAAAUAAGAAUGUGGAUCCAUUGCACUUGAUUUGUUUCUGCACAUAUUGUGCUAUGUUCAAUUCCCGGAAGUCCAAUUAUUGUAUAAUUUGAUUUGUAUGUGGUGUUCAUUCACCAAUCAACUGUCACCAAAUUUCACAAAGUAAGUUAGACAUGAUAUGUUAGCAUAAACACUUCACAUUGACGAGAUAGUGUAUGACAAAUUGACAGU